Messenger RNA from Lytechinus variegatus (green sea urchin), 2874 nucleotides. RefSeq lists its product as uncharacterized. The transcript is spliced from 2 exons. The coding region runs from base 633 to 2612 and encodes 659 amino acids. The record is from RefSeq and is a predicted model, not a curated record. NCBI's taxonomy places the organism in Eukaryota, Metazoa, Echinodermata, Echinoidea, Temnopleuroida, Toxopneustidae.
UGUAAACUUUAAUGUUGACCUGAAAAUGACCUUUGACCUUACCAUGUGACCUCCACCCACACCAAAAUCAAUAGGCGGCUUCGCUAUACCAUACUCGGCCUUCAUGCCAAAUUUGAAGAUGAUCGGAGAAGAAAUGCGGCUGAUAGAGCGCUCACAAGGAAAUCUCUGCGGCGGCGGACAUGGCGGCGGACGCGGCUUGUCGAGGCCAAAUCCAUAGUAUCCUCCGAACUCUGUUCGGAGAUACAAUUAGACACGUAGGUACUUUUAAAAACAAGAAAUGAUUGGUUUAAUUAUGAGACUUAAGUGGCUCUUAUAUCACAAUAUUAUUUCACUUUCACUAGGCAAGCUGAACAAAGAAUAUUGUUUAAUCCUUCCUUUGCACAGCAAUAUAUGAACACCCUUCAUCUUCCAUAUAAUACCAUGUUUAUAUGCAACCUUCAUGUCUCGAUAGUACACUCUGUUUUCUUUAUGAUUAAGUUGUUCACUGUUAAUAAUAAGUUUUGCUUUCUAUCCCAGCCAUGAGGAAUUAAAGUUUAAGUUUGCUCAUUUAUAGCAUUAUCAUAAGCCAUCAUUUAGCCAUGCGACUCUGAUUCAAAAGGAUAAAGUUCUUGUGAACUAUUAUUAAAGUCAACAUGUGGAAAACAGAAGUGAUGAUGAUCUAUGUUUUACUGAUUCCUUUGAUUUUAUUCAGUAAAGCUCAUGGGAGGGUGGACAUUCUCCUUACACCGGAGAGCGCCAACGUUUCUACAGGAGAAAACGUAACCCUUCGAUGUCAAGUAAACAAUGUGGACCACCAUUUCUAUGCAAUCAGGUGGAGUCACACUCCACACAAUGGUCCCGGUCCUCUUCAAAGCAACGCAACGUUAGUCCAGGAAACUCUCACAUUGAAGUCUUCACUGACCUUGUCUAAUCCAGGUGUUAACUUCACAGGUUUAUAUUUCUGUGAGGUACACUACACAGGUCGAGGGGGGAACUUGGUAUCGUUUGCCACGUCCUUGGUCUCCGGGAACCACAGCGCAAGGAUAUCAGAGUGUCAUAAGUCCUCCGGUGGAGGUAAAGUGAUACACCUGUCUGAGAGAGGCCCAUCAGUUGACAUCUCUUGUAAGGCGAUCAAAGAACCCAGUGUUCCCGAGUUAAGAUGGAGGUUUCUUCAAAGAACAGGCACAACGCAUACCGGUAUUGAGUUCAGCCGUGAUGAUGAUGGCAUCUAUCGAUUCAUCAACUCCACUCUAGAGUGGGACACAAACAGGCAUGACCUUAUUCUCUAUUGUAAAGCAAUAGAAAUUGAGAAUACAAUCUUGACAAGUCCUUGCGUCAUUGGUCUCAUUAAAGUCAUCCAGCAGCCACAAAUCAUUCCAAGAAACACCAGCCUGGGCUUUGGUUUUGUAAAUGAGGUCGAAUUUUGGUGCGACAUGAGAGGCGUCUAUCAUCAAUCCUGCUCUUACACAUGGAAGUGCCAACCACAAGUUCCAGGUUGCCAUAGUGAUAAUGACACUAUACUCUUCACUACUGAUGAAUCAACAAGUUUAGGGGAUGAGAUCGACGUUACCUGUCAGGUAAAGUGUGUCCAAGAUUUCCUUGGAGAAGCUCACGCAACCUUAACUAUCCUUUAUGAAUCAUCAACCCUAAAUUCAAUGGUUUCUGCUGAAGGAGCUGGAAUCGCAUUAUCACUCCAAUCACAUCCUGUGCCAGAGAGUGAUGACAAUUUCCUUAGAUGUUCAGCAAACUACAUAAAGAACAAUAAACCCAUUUUUGCUUGGUACGUUGAUGGUAUCAAGCAAGGAAUCUCAGCCAGCAACGAAACUAUGCCAAAUCAUCAAGAAGUACACUCGACCUAUCGCGUUGGCCACACUUUCCUAUCAGUGGUAUGUGACGUUCUCUAUGAUGGCAACAUUAUUCGUGUCUGGAGCACUUUCAGUGAGGUGAUAGGUACUACCAGUGAUACGAUCAGCUUCACAACCAAUGAUUCUGUCUUGACUUUAUCUCCGAUACCAGCCCUAACAAGGUCUCUCAGCCUUCCUAUAAUCUCCAUAAAGCUUGUUAUAAUCAACAGUAUCUGUGCUUCAUUGGCAGUUCUGGUCUUUGUCUGGAUUACUUUCAGUUUAUUACGAGGGAGUAGAUACUGGGGCCCUGUCGAUAAUUCCACAGCCAAAACAUUCAAGGUAAAAUCCAAACUCCCCUCCGAUAAUACUGAAAUGAACCUUACUAUGAACAAAAAAGAAACUAAACCUGUCUCAAGUGAUUCCUUGGAAGAAUAUGCCUAUCCAGGAUUUCAAAUGCAGACUACAAUGAAUGAUCAGAAUGAGGUUGAACAUUUCGCCUUUACAGUUGCUUCUCGGUUUUAUAGAGAUAUGGAACAUGGCGAAGAUGGUUACGAAGAAUUCCCAGAUGAAAAAUCUUGGCAGCAUGGAUCUGACUCCCAUCAAGGUAGCAAGUUGAUCCAACCUUACCAGAACUUUGCUUUUCCGUCAUCGUCUUCGUCGAAUCCUCCACUCACCCCGCCACUUGUUCAUGAGUAUUACACAACCAGUACUCAUUCCGAAGAUCAUGAUCGUGGAUUUUGUGGCCAAGACUCAUCCACUUAUUCUUUACAUCAUGAAUAUCACGCUUAACACAUAGUUUUAGGAAGAUUGGAUCAUAAUCAGGAUUAGGAAAGACAUAUACAUACUACAAAAUCCAGUUCAAUUCAAAGAUGUUCAAUGUUCAUUUUCAUGAGCGGCCCACUUUUCACUUGGGAGUUGACAUAUUUUUCCUAGAUAGCAUAUGCAAUGAGUGAAAUUGGAGAAAAAGGAUUUGUAGGGAAGAGCAAAGAUUACUUUGUAGAAUGAGCAAUGAGAUUCCUAGAAAACUGUCAUGUUGAAUAGCCUGUAAUCA